AUAUUCCUAUGUUGACUUGUUUUAUGUUCGGACCAUCUGGUCACAUUUGCGCAAAAUAAUAAUAUUUCCUAAUCAAUAUACCUGAUAUCAACAACUGAUGCACAAAACACACCGUCUCACCGACAGCCAGUAUAUGGAGGUCGAGGGCCUACUGCAGGCCAUGGACAUGCCCACCAGCCACGAUCCGGAGGCGGACCUCGAGCCGGAGUCGACGUCGCUGUGCCGAUUGAGCCGCUACAACGUGACCAACCUGUACGAGGGGCCAGCGGGCGGAGGGGCCAAUGGGGCUCCGGCGGGCCGCCAGCGCUGCUUUACAAUGCCCCAUGUGCCACCGCCAGCGCCUCCCUCCACGCCCACGCUACUGACGAGUGGCAGCAAUAGCAACAGCAAUAGCAACGGGAACUGCAGCUCCACCGUGUCCGUCUCAAUCUCGCCCACCUGCUCCGCCAGCAGCCAUCCCCUUGAGAGCCCACUAAAUCAUUUCAUCUACGUGAAAAAUGGCAAGAACCUGCGUCGCGAAUCGCGCUGCGUCGACUCUGAGCUGUCCAAGCUCUUCAACGUGGUGUCGAUCACAAACCGGCUGACGGCAAUCAAGAACCGCAGCAAUUCCAUUUCCGGCACCGGUACCGGCACCCAGCUAGCGGAGCGUGGAAUCCUUAAUGCGUCGCGCACAAUAUCGAAGUUAAAUGGGGCGACGGCCACUAAGAUCUUCAAGAUCCACCGAGACCCGAAGGAGUUUUUGCGCGAAACGGACGAGGAUUCGGUGUCGGCGCCGGAGUACGAUGAGGAGGAGGAGGACACGCGAUUCCGCUUCUUCCGGCGGGCCCGCUACUCGCGACGUUUCAGUACCACGCGAUCGGGUCGGAAGUUUGCCCGGAAGUUCGCGCGAUUCGAACAUCACGAACGCAUGGAGACCAUUGUGGACAGCUUCGAGGCGGCUAUGAGCUUCAACGACGCGGACACCUGAAAGCCGGAGGCGACGGCGCCUGCGACAGUUGAGGAUGAAGCAUGGCAGAUGGUCGGCCAACCAAUGUGAUGAAUGUGAAUUUCAACUAAAUUAUUUUAAUUGCUACAAACUACUA
Messenger RNA from Drosophila serrata, 1082 nucleotides. RefSeq lists its product as uncharacterized. The record is from RefSeq and is a predicted model, not a curated record. NCBI's taxonomy places the organism in Eukaryota, Metazoa, Arthropoda, Insecta, Diptera, Drosophilidae.